Molecule: messenger RNA, 3792 nt
Organism: Postia placenta MAD-698-R-SB12
Lineage: Eukaryota; Fungi; Basidiomycota; Agaricomycetes; Polyporales; Adustoporiaceae
Exons: 21
Coding region: 1-3792 (1263 amino acids)
Biological process (GO): protein phosphorylation
Cellular component (GO): cytoplasm
Molecular function (GO): ATP binding; protein serine/threonine kinase activity
Source: RefSeq, a predicted model, not a curated record
AUGACUUCCCCUGCCAGAGCCUCCUCCAGCUCAAGCCCGAACAAGUCUCUUCGUGCCUAUCAACUCGGUGAUUCGCUCGGGAAAGGCGCGUUUGGGCAGGUCUAUCGUGCUCUGAAUUGGGCGACUGGAGAGACGGUCGCCGUAAAGGAGAUUCAGCUGAGCAACAUCCCAAAGAGUGAGAUUGGGCAGAUCAUGUCCGAGAUCGACCUGCUUAAGAAUUUGAAUCAUCCAAACAUCGUGAAAUACAAGGGCUUCGAGAAGACGCCAGAGUAUCUAUACAUUAUCCUAGAGUUUUGCGAGAAUGGCUCCCUGCACAACAUCUGCAAGCGAUUCGGCAAGUUUCCGGAGACCCUGGUCGGCGUGUAUAUCUCGCAGGUCCUCGAGGGACUCAUGUAUCUGCACGACCAAGGCGUGAUCCACCGCGACAUCAAGGGCGCUAAUAUCCUCACUAACAAGGACGGCUGCGUUAAGUUGGCAGACUUUGGCGUCGCAAGUCGGACAGCGGCGAACGCGGUGCGCGAUGACGCAGUCGUAGGCAGUCCAUAUUGGAUGGCACCCGAAGUGAUUGAACAAUCGGGUGCGACAACCGCGUCGGAUAUAUGGAGUGUAGGCUGUACGGUGAUCGAACUCCUCGAGGGGAAACCACCUUACCAUUUCCUGGAUCCCAUGCCGGCAUUGUUCCGUAUUGUGCAGGAUGACUGUCCCCCAAUACCAGAUGGCGCAUCGCCUAUCGUCAAAGACUUCCUAUAUCACUGUUUCCAGAAAGAUUGCAACUUGCGAAUUUCCGCCAAGAAGCUGUUGAAGCAUCCGUGGAUGGUGGCAUCGCGAAAACAGAUCAGCGGGAACCAGACGAGCCAGGACGUUGCUGAGCGCAGACCACAAAGCAAUUACAACUUUGAUGAAGCAGUUCUCAAGGUGCAGGAGUGGAAUGAGGCGUUGAAGUCACCGUCGCGCCCUGCGAGAAACCCUGACAAGCGUCGGACCUCUGUCACAGAUCGUGACGGCAGGCCACAGUCGCCCAUUGCUCCUCCAGCAUAUAUACCGACGUCGAUGCAACCGAGGAUAUCCGUAGUUCCACCGCUCCCGUUGCAGUCAUCUGCUGUACCUACAGCCCGUAAACCCGUGGCGUUGAACACCGGUAAGAUUCCUGCCGGCGCAACGCAGCUCGGUCACGUACGCGAGGCGCUCCCAAUGCCGUUCAUCUUACAGGCUCCGGAGGAACAGACAGACAAUUGGGAUGAUGACUUCGAGGAGGGCAUUUCCUUGACUAAGCUGCAAGCACUGGAGAAGACGUCCGCUGAGGAGGAGAAACUCGAGGUGGACGACAAUGCUCAGACUAUUCGACCAACACGGAGUCCUGCAGGCCUUGCCAUUGUCCCUCUCCCCGCUUUGACGUUGCCCGAGCCUGAUCCGGUAUCACCUGUGGAAGACUACUCCGACAUAGUCUUCGAGGAUGAUGAUGACAAGAUCCAAGCCAAGGUCGCGGACUUCAAGAUGAAGAACUCGCUACGCCGCGGCCUUUUCCAUCCGGACGAUAUCAAAACUGUUGGCCUGCAACCGCCUUCUCCGGGUCCAAUGACGGCACCGCUGCCGACUCUGAGCCAUAGGCGGUCGCGUCCUGCGCUCAGCCCAAUUACGCUAUCUGGUGCGAACCAGCCGACUGGGCCGUCACACGGCCGCUCACACACGCGCUCGUCGUCGUUCGUCGGAAGAGGAGCAGACUCAUUUGGGCGUGCAGAGUCGCGCAGGUUCCCAAGCCAGCCAGAGUUUGGCAAGUAUACGGAAGAUGACGAUGACGACUACGAGGACGUGUUCGGCAAAGUGAACGGCGCGACUUCGCACUCUAUGCAGACUCUGCAGCUGAACACCCGUCUCUCCAACAAGUCAUGGUUGGGAGAUGGAGACGACGACGAGGAUCCGUUUGCUGAGAUCGACGAGGGCUUCGCCGAAGACGAUAUGGAGUCAAAUCUGCAGCGGGACAAGUAUGCUCGAUUGUCUAACACCGUUACUCAGCUCAUCGAUGAGCUUACACCAUCGGCUCCCGACUUCCAGCUCCGUGAAGCGUGUGAUCAGUUGCUCGCGAUCCUGUCAGAUACGCCUGAAAUGCAGUCACAACUUGUGUCUGCGCAUGGCAUGUUGGCAAUUCUGGAAGUCCUAGAAGGGAGAUCUUCCCGCGAUGUCACCAUCAAGCUUCUGCAGAUCGUGUAUGCGCUGGUCAACGCGGAUAUGGGUUUCCUAGAGAGUUUCUGUUUGAUUGGGGGUAUUCCCGUGAUCAUGGGAUUCACCUCCAAGAAGUACCCUCCAGAGUGCAGGACAGAGGCAUCGAACUUUAUUCGUCUCUUAUGUCACUCUUCCGUAUUGACCUUGCAGAUGUUCAUCGCAUGUCGAGGAUUGAAAGUCCUUGUCGAGCUUCUUGAUGAGGAUUUCAAUGAGCAGACCGACCUGGUGAUUCACGCGCUCAACGGCAUUUGUAGUGUGUUCGAUCUCCAGAGUCCAACCACAAAGAACGACUUCUGUCGGAUGUUCAUCCGCGAAGGACUCCUAGACCCUUUGUCAUCGGCAUUGCUCAACGUGAUGUCUACUCCAGGCGAGGUCGCUGCCGAUAUGAACCGCAAAAUCAUCCAGAUCUUGCUCGUAUUCUGCCAGGUGUCGCAAUCAGAUAUCCAUGUCCGAAAUGCACUGGGCACCCGGAAGGUAGUCAGACGACUUUUGAGAGCUUGCGAGCUUCUGCAACCAGAGUAUCUCGUACAAAUGCUUAAAGCCGUCAAGCAUCUGUCCAUGAAUGCCAAUCUUCUUGAAGUCCUGCAGAACGCGAACGCGAUUGAGAUCUUGGUCAAGGUUCUCGAGGAGCAGAGUUCAGGGCCAUAUGGCACGGAAAUGUCCAAUCACAUCUUCCAGACAUGCUACAACCUCUGUCGAUUGAACAAGAACAGGCAAGAGGAGGCAGCGCAAGCGGGGAUCAUCCCAAGCUUGAAACGGGUUAUUGAGUCAAGCUCACCUCUGAAGCAGUUCGCGUUACCCAUCUUGUGCGAUCUCGCCAGUGCUGGGAAGAGUUGCAGAACACUUCUGUGGCAGCAUGAUGGCCUUGCACUGUAUCUCCGAUUGCUCGAUGAUCCGUACUUCCAGGUCAGCGCACUAGAGUCGAUCUUGUCAUGGCUCCAAGAUGAGACAGCCAGAAUAGAAGAUCAGCUGAUGCAACCACCGGCCCUAGAGGCGCUCCUGAAGUGCUUCGUAUCUGCCAAAUCAAAUUCGUUUGAGAACCUACUCGAUCCCUUCCUUAAGAUAUUCCGCAUCUCUAAUGGCAUCACCAUCGGCAUUGCGAAAUCACAGUUCUUCAAACGCAUUAUUGACAAGUUGAGCCACAACAAAGCGGUUGUCCGUCUUAACCUUCUGCGUAUCCUGCGGACUGUAUGUGAGGCUCAUCCGAAUCGCGCCCUUCUGGUGGAACGCUUCGGCAUCUAUGAUAUCGUCAUGAGGCUGAGCGAGGACGGUGCUGUCCUCGUUCGCGAGCUUGCGCGGGAGAUCGUGCCCUCUCUGGCGCCUGCGCUGAAGCCCGUCUCGACUAGAUUCGGACGUAACCCAGAAACACCCAAGAGCGGCAAGAGUGCUCUUGCACCGAAGAAGAUGACGAGGCGGACGGCGUCGGAGUCUCUUGCAGGCAGUCCGGCUGCCGUGUCUGGCAAUCUGCGUACCGCAUCUCGCAAGUCCACAGCCGGAGGCGUCGCACGCUUACCACCGAGACAGAAGUUGAAUGACAUUUCAUGGCAAGCAGGGGAGGAGCGUCAUGUCUAG